Messenger RNA from Vicia villosa (hairy vetch), 1809 nucleotides. RefSeq lists its product as uncharacterized. The record is from RefSeq and is a predicted model, not a curated record. NCBI's taxonomy places the organism in Eukaryota, Viridiplantae, Streptophyta, Magnoliopsida, Fabales, Fabaceae. Bases 1 to 1809 code for a protein of 602 amino acids. The transcript is spliced from 6 exons.
AUGUGUAGAGAUAUGCGUGGAUGGUGUGCGGCAAUCACCAUAAAACCAAGGGGUCAUGUGAUGAUUGAUAACGUAGAGGAUGAAGUGCCUUAUCAGUCUGAUGAGAUGUUCCCUGUUCUUCCCACUGUUGAAAUUGAAUCAAUAUCUGGUUUGCGCGACGACUCACAAGUAGAUGUGUUUGAAGAGAUUUAUGAUACUUCACGUAGUGAAAUGACUAACAAAAAUGGAAGCGGGAGAGGAAAGAUAAAUUCAAAGAAUGCAAAAUCCAAGUUAUUAGCACCAGGAAAGCUUAAUGAUCAGCGGAAAACAAUGUUUCGUAAGUCUCCAUGGUUGGCUCCUAAUCCAUUGCCAGCUUCUACUCCAUCGAUGGCUUCUACACCAUCUAUAGCUCUAACUCCGAAUCCGACUCCUGCUCCAUCUCCGGCUCCAACUCCUUCUCUAUCUCCGGCUCCGACUCCAUUGUCAGCUCCUACUCCAUCGCCGACUCCUACUCCAUCUUCGGCUCAGACUCCAUCGCCAGCUCCGCCUGCACCUAUUCAUACCUCUACUUCUGAGGUAUUUAGGUUUAUGCCCACUCCAGGUCGAAACCUUCAAACUAUGGCUGGCCCUUCGCACCAUACCUCACAUGAGACUCCGAUAGAGGAAAAUAUGGAGGAAAGUGAUGACGAGGACGGGGAGGAGGUGGUAGGUGAAGGAAAUGUGGAGCACGAGGAUGAGUAUGAGUUGAUAAGAAGAGAUGAUAAUGGGAAGAUUAUUUUAGGGAUCUCCGGUAAAGCACUUGUUCCUGGCAAAGAAGUAGCAGGUGCAAUUAGUUAUGCGAUACAUGACGCGUUUUAUGGAAGUUAUUAUAAUUGGACUGAAGUCCCCGGUGAUGUUAGAAACCAAUGGUACGCCCUUUUUGCGGAUAAGGUAUCGUGGGAUCCUCGGGAUGAGGCAUUCGUCAGGAAAGCCUUUGAAUCAAAGGCAGCCGUUCGACUAAAUAGCAUCAUAAGGAAGGUGAGGUUAAAAGGGUACCGACCUUCGUGGAUUGGUGAGAAGGCUUGGGAUGGUCUUGAAGCUUAUUGGAAGAGUGAUGCGUUCUUGAAAUUGUCCACUCAAAACAAGGCCAAUCGAAAUUCAGCAAGAGGCGGAGCAGUCCACACUACAGGCCGCAAGGCUCAUGUUGAUGUAGCACUUGAGCUUUGCAAAGAACUUAAAAGGGAUGUGCGCCCGGAUGAGUUAUUCUUAAAGACCCAUAAGAGGAAAAAUGGAGAUUGGGUUGAUAAACGUGCUGAGUCUACUUAUACUGCAUUUAAAGAAAAAACUGGAGAUGCUGUCGAGACGUUAGAUGGAGGGACGAUUAAUGAGAUAUGGACAGAUUGUGCUGGGGGUCGUAGUCGUGGCCGGGUCUAUGGAGCAGCUGAUUUAGCUAUCAAUUUGAAGAAAGGAUCCACAGGCUUUGUCAAACCAGCUAAAAAUUCUCGUGGAUCUAUGUUUGGGACAUCCUUGGAAUCAGAGAGAGCAGCUAGAAUUAGAGCUGAACAAAUGGCUGAGGCUACAGCAGCUCGACUCCAAGAGGCAACUGAAGCUAUUCGAGUGUCAAAUGAGGCUGCUCGGAGGGCAGAAGAACAGGCUAAAAUGGCUACUGAGUUUGCUAAGAAGAUGGAGUCUGAGUUUGAUAAGAAGAUGGAACGUGAAAUGAAUGCAUUUAAGGCAUUUAUCAUGAAAACGUUUGGUACUACACAUGUUGAAUCCACUAGUCCCGUCAUUCCACCGUCAAAUCCUCACUAUGAUGAAGAUUUGGAUGACCAGAUUUUAGACGAACAUUGA